GAUUACGGGUUUGCUGUGCAGGAGGCCGCGGAGAGGACGGAAAAGGAGAUAUAUUUUGGAUGAAUCUGUGACCACUGAAAGCGAUUUGUAAGACUUAGAGUGUAACCUUAUCUAUUGGUUACUGUAUCAGAAUGAUACAACACAUGGAAAAGUCGGAAUUUGACGCUCAAUUACAAAGUAAUACAUCUAACUCCGAGCAUGGCAGCAACUCGAGUCAGGGGGAAGGGAAUGACGAAGCUUCGACCUCUGUUAAUGAGAUGCAGUACCCUCCAGAUGUGAAGUCUGGCUUUGACGAGCUCUGUCCAGUGUGUGGGGAUAAGGUUUCUGGCUACCACUAUGGUCUCCUUACCUGUGAAAGUUGUAAAGGAUUCUUCAAAAGGACAGUACAGAACAAGAAAGUGUACUCAUGUGUGGAUAACCGAAGCUGUCACAUAGACAAAAGCCAGAGGAAACGAUGUCCCUUCUGUAGAUUUCAAAAAUGUCUGAGUGUUGGAAUGAAGCUAGAGGCAGUGAGACAGGAUAGAAUGCGGGGAGGAAGGAACAAGUUUGGCCCGAUGUACAAGCGUGACCGAGCACUCAAACAACAGGUGGCCAGGCAACAGCACCAUCUUAUGGCAUCUUGUGGCAUGCACUUAAUGAAUGGAAUGGCACCUCUCCCUCCCUCCUCUGAGGACAUUAAACCCGACCCAGCAAUCCUCCAACAAAUGGCGGCCAGUAUCAAUGCAAACAUGGGUGGCUAUGGGAUGAACCACUCCCCUCUCUCUGGCAUGCCCUCCCCUGCAAUGCCCGACUCACCCCCUACAGAUCUGAGUCGGGUGUCCCAGCAUUCCCCAGUGUCCUCACCCCAGGGGCACUACUCCUCCCUGUCGCAGCAGACCUACCCUUCCAUGAUGACAGCAUUAAGGAACAACUACAGUCCAUCACAGCACCAUCCUCAGCACCACCCCCACUCCCAUCACCAGCCCAUCCACCCGCCCCAUCACCAUCAACACCACCACUCACAACCGCCCCACCACCACCACCACCACCACCAGAUGUCACCGAUGGCUGCAGCGCCACCUAUCGUGCCAAUCGUGCCUCAGUUGAUUAUAGACAUGAAAGCAAAUUUGACUGACGAAAACGAAAUAUGUCAGAAACUUUUCUCAUUUGUGCAAACUCAGUAUGGCCAUGAGGACGUAGUCAACCAGCCACUCAAACUAUUGCAAAUGAUAUGCAAGCUCUCUGACCAGUUGUUAUUCCUCAUGGUAGAGUGGGCGAGGACGUCAGUAUAUUUCAAGGAAUUCAAGGUUGAGGAUCAGAUGAAGAUGUUACAACACAGCUGGAGUGAGAUACUUAUCCUUGACUUGGCUCAUCGGCUAGUCAGGGAAAUAUGGUCAGGGGAAGUCACUCUCGAGAGUGGACAGAAGCUAGCCCUCGAAUGUUUGGAUAAGCUUGGCCUGGCAGAUGCAAAAGAUCGUAUUCGGGAACUCAUACGGAAGAUGAGAGACCUAAAAAUAGACGCUAACGAAUAUCUAUGCCUCAAGUACCUUAUCCUUUUGAAUCCAGAUGUGCCGGGUCUUGAGAAUCGCCACCAUGUGGAACAGUGCCAAGAAAGGGUUAAUGCAGCAUUGAUGGAAUACUGUGUAAACUUCUAUCCAAGUGUCAAGGACAAAUUUGGACAGGUGUUGCUUCGGUUACCAGAAGUGCGACUUAUCAGUAUUCGUGCAGAAGAAUUCUUGUACUUCAAACAUUUAAAUGGAGAGCUUCCGGAACAGACACUUUUAAUAGAAAUGCUACACUCGAAGAAAAAAUGAUUUCCCUUGUGCUUAGGCUAGAUGUCUAUGUGUGAUAUCGUUUAUGUAUAUCAAGUCAUAUGAUAAUGAACAUUGUUUGUGAUGUCGGAAUUUGUGUUUGUACUGCAGCAUUGUAUACGUUUUGUAAAUACUGGCACAGAUAUAGUUCUGCUAGUGUUGACAACUAUAGACUCCCAAUGAGGUCAGUAUUCAACUUGUUAAACCCAAUACAAGCCAUGUCAUUUUCAUAUUGACAUCAGAUCUACUGCAGUUUUCUAAGUUAAAGAGUGCUCGUAGUUCUAGUGACAAAAUCCAUUGUUAAUUAUUUGUGUUAUAUAUGAAAAUGGAUGUAAACGUUAAAUCAAAAUCUGAUGGUGAUCAAUCUAGUGUUAAUCUUUGUUCAGUGUGUGUAUAUGUUAUGACAUACUAUUUAUUUAUUGACAAUUUUUCUAAAGUUGCUAUUUUUGUUUAUUUUUUAGCAAAUAAUUUUCCUCUAUCUUCACCUCACAAUAGCCAAAAACGUUAUCCUAGAAUAUGAUAAUUGUAAUCUGACCUGGCAGGAAAUUGGACUUUCUUAUCAAAAUUUAUUUCAAAUAACUGACAAGAGGUGAGUCAAAAUGUUUGAAGAAUUAAAUGGAUAGUUUGCAUUUAACAACAAGCUGUUUCUUUCCUAGACUUAAAGCCGAUAUGUUAUAAUUCAAUAUCAAGUAAUGAAACUCGCUUUGUUUACAGCUAUAAAUAGCUGUACGAUACUGCUUGUUAUUGUGUUACUGUAACUGCUGAAUAUUUAUGUUGUUUAAUCAUUUAGCUGCUGAUAUUUUUAGUCAGAAGUUUUCAAUUGUAACUGUUGAUGGUGACGUUAUAGUUACAUUUAUUUGAAAAUAAUUAGUUCUUCCUAAUAGUGUUUGGUUUUUUAUGCAUUCCCUGUUUAGUUUCAGACUUUUUUUUAUAUCAAAUCAUUAAGAAAUCAUGUCUAAAUUCAUCAAAGUUUCAAUCAAAUAAGCAAUCUUUUUUGUUGAAAUUGUUAAGUUUCUUCCUGUCAGCAUUAUAUGUUUAAUAUUGAUUUCAAUUGUUUAGUUGAUGAUAUUUUUUUUUCCAGAUAU
This is a messenger RNA of Mizuhopecten yessoensis (Yesso scallop), 2875 nucleotides long. RefSeq names its product nuclear receptor subfamily 5 group A member 2-like. NCBI's taxonomy places the organism in Eukaryota, Metazoa, Mollusca, Bivalvia, Pectinida, Pectinidae. Gene Ontology annotation, cellular component: RNA polymerase II transcription regulator complex. Bases 132 to 1793 code for a protein of 553 amino acids. The record is from RefSeq and is a predicted model, not a curated record. Gene Ontology annotation, molecular function: RNA polymerase II cis-regulatory region sequence-specific DNA binding; nuclear receptor activity; zinc ion binding. The transcript has 7 exons. Gene Ontology annotation, biological process: regulation of transcription by RNA polymerase II; hormone-mediated signaling pathway; tissue development.